Molecule: messenger RNA, 5958 nt
Organism: Haemorhous mexicanus (house finch)
Lineage: Eukaryota; Metazoa; Chordata; Aves; Passeriformes; Fringillidae
Gene: EDEM3
Product: ER degradation enhancing alpha-mannosidase like protein 3
Exons: 20
Coding region: 69-2873 (934 amino acids)
Biological process (GO): endoplasmic reticulum mannose trimming; carbohydrate metabolic process; mannose trimming involved in glycoprotein ERAD pathway
Cellular component (GO): membrane; endoplasmic reticulum
Molecular function (GO): mannosyl-oligosaccharide 1,2-alpha-mannosidase activity; calcium ion binding
Source: RefSeq, a predicted model, not a curated record
CGGGCCCUUCCUGCCCCGGGAGCCGCGAUGGGCCCGCAGCGGGACUAGCGGGCACCCGGCCGGCCGCCAUGGCCCUCAGCGCAGCUCCGGGCAGCCGCGCCGGGGAGCGGGGGCCCCGCUGGAGGAGGCCCUGGAAGCUCCUGGCCCUUGGCCUGCUCUCCGCCUCCUCCGUGCUGGCGGCCGCCCCGGGCGCCGGGGCCAUGAGCAGGGAGGAGAAGCGCCGGCUGGGAAAUCAAGUGCUUGAAAUGUUUGAUCAUGCAUAUAGCAAUUACAUGGAGCAUGCGUAUCCAGCUGAUGAACUCAUGCCUUUAACUUGUCGUGGACGAGUGCGGGGUCAGGAGCCAAGUCGAGGGGAUGUGGAUGAUGCCUUGGGAAAGUUUUCACUGACCUUAAUUGAUACCUUGGACACUCUUGUGGUGUUAAAUAAAACCAAAGAGUUUGAAGAGGCUGUAAAAAAAGUAAUAAAGGAUGUUAAUUUAGAUAAUGACAUAGUUGUGUCUGUCUUUGAAACCAACAUAAGAGUCCUUGGAGGUCUCCUAGGUGGGCACUCAGUGGCAAUUAUGCUGAAGGAAAAAGGUGAAUAUAUGCAGUGGUACAAUGGUGAACUCCUGCACAUGGCAAAGGAACUGGGCUACAAGCUUUUACCUGCUUUUAACACCACUAGUGGUCUCCCUUAUCCAAGAGUUAACUUAAAAUUUGGUGUAAGACAUCCAGAAGCACGAACAGGAACAGAAACUGAUACGUGUACAGCUUGUGCUGGUACCUUGAUCCUUGAGUUUGCAGCUUUAAGCAGAUUCACAGGAACAUCUAUAUUUGAGGAGUAUGCCCGGAAGGCGCUGGAUUUUAUCUGGGAGAAGAGGCAGCGCAGCAGCAACUUAGUGGGGGUCACCAUUAACAUCCACACUGGGGACUGGGUCCGCAAAGAUAGUGGAGUUGGAGCAGGAAUAGAUUCAUACUAUGAAUAUUUAUUAAAAGCCUAUGUCUUGCUGGGAGAUGACAGUUUCCUGGAAAGAUUUAACACGCACUAUGAUGCCAUAAUGAGAUACAUCAGCCAGCCACCUCUUCUCCUCGAUGUUCACAUUCACAAACCAAUGCUAAAUGCUCGGACCUGGAUGGAUUCUCUGCUUGCUUUCUUCCCUGGAUUGCAGGUGUUGAAGGGUGAUAUUAGACCUGCUAUUGAAACACAUGAGAUGCUGUAUCAGGUUAUAAAAAAGCAUAACUUUCUUCCAGAGGCAUUCACAACAGACUUCAGAGUUCACUGGGCUCAGCAUCCUCUGAGGCCUGAAUUUGCUGAAAGCACCUACUUCUUGUAUAAGGCUACAGGAGACCCUUACUACCUAGAAGUAGGAAAAACCCUCAUUGAAAACUUGAACAAGUAUGCCAGAGUUCCCUGUGGGUUUGCUGCAAUGAAGGAUGUUCGUACAGGAAGUCAUGAAGACAGGAUGGACUCAUUCUUCCUGGCUGAGAUGUUUAAAUAUCUGUACCUGCUGUUUGCUGAUAAGGAGGACAUGAUUUUUGACAUUGAGGAUUAUAUCUUCACUACAGAAGCUCAUCUGUUGCCACUCUGGCUCUCCACUACAAACCAAACCAUCUCUAAAAAAAAUACAAGCACAGAGUACACAGAGCUGGAUGACAGCAACUUUGACUGGACCUGUCCGAACACGCAGAUCCUCUUCCCAAAUGACCCCAUGUUUGCCCAGAGCAUCCGCGAGCCUCUGAAGAAUGUGGUGGAUAAGAGCUGUCCCCGGGGCAUUUCUAGGGCAGAAGAAAGUUUGGGAAGUGGACCAAAACCACCGUUGAGAGCUAGAGACUUCAUGGCCAGUAAUCCUGAGCACCUGGAGAUCCUGAAGAAGAUGGGAGUCAGUUUGAUCCAUCUGAAAGAUGGACGAGUACAACUAGUGCAGCACGCAGUGCAAGCAGCAAGUUCCCUGGAUGCUGAGGAUGGCUUACGGUUCAUGCAGGAGAUGAUUGAGCUCUCCAGCCAGCAGCAGAAGGAGCAGCAGCUCCCUCCUCGUGCUGUCCAGAUUGUUUCCCAUCCCUUCUUUGGCAGGGUAGUCUUGACUGCUGGGCCAGCACAGUUUGGGAUGGACUUGUCCAAACACAAAGCAGGGACAAGAGGAUUCGUUGCAACCAUUAAGCCAUAUAAUGGAUGCUCAGAGAUCACUAAUCCUGAGGCAGUGAAAGAGAAAAUUGCUUUGAUGCAGAGAGGCCAGUGCAUGUUUGCUGAAAAGGCACGAAACAUUCAGAAAGCUGGAGCAAUAGGAGGCAUUGUCAUUGAUGACAACGAGGGCAGCAGCAGUGACACAGCCCCUCUCUUCCAAAUGGCUGGGGAUGGCAAGAACACAGAUGACAUCACCAUUCCCAUGCUCUUCCUCUUCAACAAGGAAGGGAACAUCAUCCUGGAUGCCAUCCGGGAGUAUGAGGCUGUGGAGGUGCUCCUUUCUGAUAAAGCAAAAGACAGAGACUUGGAAAUGGAGAAUAUGGACCAGAAAUCAUCUGAAAGUGAUGUACACAAACCAAAUUCCGAGGAAGCUCCUUCAGACUCUCAGGAUGCUGGGGCAGUCAGUGAGGAGCCCGAAGGAGGAGGAGAGAGCUCUGCUGUUGGUGACCCUGAUCCUUUGUCUCCAGCCAGCACAGCCAGUGCCAGUGUUUCCAUGGCAGAUGAGGAUCCCCACCCCUCUGGAUCUGCAGAGGCCAGUGCUCCAGAGCCAGCAUGCACACCAGAGGACAGCCAGCCUCAGGAACAAAACACCCAGACAGAGGCCAGUUCCAAAGCUCACUGGGAUAGUAAAGUCCAGCCUAUGGAAUCCAUAUUAGCAGACUGGAAUGAAGAUAUAGAAGCAUUUGAAAUGAUGGAAAAGGAUGAGCUAUGACUUGUAAUAAUAACUUAUUUGUUAAUAAACAAAUGGAGACCUCUUUGGGUAGAAGUGAGGCCCUGAUAUCCAAGAAAACAUAUUCAGUAUUGGGAUGAGCAACCAGGUGUCACCUGGAAAACAAAACAGAAUUCCAGCACAGGCUCUUUGUAUGUUUUAAUUUUUCCUGUUUAAAAAUGGGAACGUGCAAUCAAAGCAUUUGGGUGGCCCCAUGGCUGGUGCUGUGCCCCAGGUAGGGACGAGCCUCACUCCUGCCUUCCAGGCUCUGAGGGGACUCCUGGGGCUCUGGGAAGCAGUUGAGCAGGGUGGGGUGACAGACCCUGGAAUGGUUCUUGAUGGGGCACCCACCCCUCCCCAGCUGAAAGCCUUCCUUACAGCAGCAGGGGAAUUGCUUCCAGGUGUUUGCAGAGCUGGAAGCAGUCUGGUUUUGUCUGACAUAUCAUAGUGCUGCUCAUCACUCCUUGCACCCCUUACCACCAGAGCCACAGGGGGACCUGGGAGUUGCCCUCCUGCUCUGCUUCCAGCUGGAGGAAUUGUACAAACCAAAGGCAGAGUGUGAGCAGGUCCUGUCAGGGAGGCUGGGCCAGCCAUGGGGCCACUAGGAAAAGGUGUGGGAAGGUCCUGCUGGAGGCUGAGGGAGGCACACAAGGCAGGUGUUGAGUCCCAGGUGUUUCCCUUGACCUCCCAGGUGGAAAAACUCCAGUCUGCCCCAAAAUCUGGAACAGUCUCUGAAAGGACACAGCUCCAUCAGCUGUAGCAAAACCUUUUUCUACAAGUUUGACUUCCAACAGCUUGACUCCAUUGUUCUUUUUAUAUACAACUUGUGUGUGUGGUGUUUCAGGCAGGGAGGCCAGGGCCAGUGAGGAAGAGCAACAAUUCUGGUUGUUGGGUCAAUAGUUCAGAAGCCAGGGGUGUUAUCCCAGGCUCUGGAGUUUGUUACAGGUAAGUGGGAGUCCAGAUUUGUUAUCCACAUUAUAUUUAAGUAAAAAUGAGGAAGUUUAAAAAACAUAGAGGCAUUUUGACUGUGUCCAAAGAAACUGCCAAAAACUAAUUAACUUGAUUUAUAUAAACUCUUUUAGUGACUUGUGGUUCAAAAAAUGGUUUUAUAUUAAAGACAAAAUGAACACUGCCUAUAUGCUGCACCAGACUAAAAAUGCAGGUUUAUGUUCAUCAUUGCAAUGGAGUAAAUAAACAGGAAGCCCCACUCUGGACUGCACCUUUGAUUUAGCUGGUGAAAUUACACGUGCUGAAUAUGCAACUGUUAAUUAGCACAGCCAUACUCUGUAUUUAUACUCUGUACAGUGAGCAGGGCAGUCCCAGGCAUGUUGGAUCCAUGUACUCAGCCACACUUGCUUUCAAAAGUUUCAGAAUGCACAGGCACCUUUUGAGAGCAUGGCAGUCCAUCUAAAUAUCAUCCAGAACUUUAAAUCACCAGGGUAGGAGGGAAUUUGAGGAGAAAUAGUGAAUAAGUGUCCUUUGAAAGAAAUUAGCUCUUAAAUGGAGUUGUCAUUCCUUUGCACAAGUAACUGUCUGGAGGCUUGGACUUGAAGCAGCUGGGGGUUUUCAGUUGGGAAUGUUUUUAUUUGUGGGUUUUGUUACAUGAAUUCAUAGAAGGCAUUUGACCAUGGGAGCCUUGUAAGUGUCCUUGCUUCCUUGGAGUCCUGGGAGUGCCAGGACACAGCCAAGUGCAGGAUCAAACCAUGAGAUGCAGAUCAAACGUUUUCACUCAGAGAAUUCCAUUGAUCUGUCAGUGCUCAGUGCCACAAAAGGAGCAUCUUUGUUCCCAUGCUUUCUGACAUGGACAUCAUCUUCCUUCUUGGUAGCUCUUUUGGUGGAAGUAGAGUUAUUUUUAUAUCCUAGAGGCCUCUGGUCAUUACUAUCUCAAAAUAGCAGCUAAAGGUUUUCUUUUUUUUUUACUUGCAAAUUUAGGUGUAGGUGUCAAAUUUUAUUAAAAGGUUAACUUCCCUUGCCAUCACCAGCUCAUUUUUAGUAACUGCUUUCUCCACCUGUUAUUAGAGCAGCAGGCAUUACCUUUCAGGGAUCCCAGAACUCCAUAUGGAUUUAGGGGGCAGCAUUUUGGUGGUGGCCUACCUCAGAUUACUGUUGCCUCCUUCCUUUUUAAGUGGUUUUUGUUUCCUUUAGUUCUGCUUCACCUUUGAAACCAUCACGAGAGCCAUAGCUUUGUUUACAGAACUGAAUCAGGCAAGGUUGACCUUUUGGGAAAGAGAAUUAAAUUGGGGGGACAGUUUUAUUCAGGUUAUUUUCACUUUGUAUUUCUUUAUGAGGACAUAGGCUUUAGUUUAACCUGUUCACAUCAUUCUGGAAAAAAUUCAGUUUUCUGUUACUGUCAUCUUAAAAAGCAAAAAGAAUGUAUUCAUCAAAAAGAAAAACCCUUUUGGAAAGGGGAGAGUGUGUUCUUCCCAAGUGUUUGGAAGUCUGCUCCCUGCAUGUGGAAUACUGCUCAUCAUUAAUCAGGAAUCGCCCUUAGUGUAUGGCAUUGUACAUUUCUUUGUAUGGUAUUAAACACUGAAGAAUUCAGGAAUCACAGCUGCAACUAGCACUUAUUCCAUGCCAUCUAAUUCAGAUCAGCCAAUUAAUUUCUCAUUUGAUCUUAGAGGAAUCUUAUUGUUUACAUUUAUUGUUUCUUAAUGAAGUUUGAGAAUGAGCCCAGCUCUGGUUCUCCUCCUCCUGCCAGUGUCCCUGAGUAGGCACCAAUGAGUGUGUGUUGAGAGGUGAAAAACAGGACAUCUUAUGCAACAGGCAUCAGUCAGAACAUAGAAAACAAACCAUUCUGUGAAUGAAAAUUGUAUGUUCAGAUUUUAUAAGAUUUUUGGUUUGUUUUUUUUUUUUAGCCAGACCAAUUUACAGCCGUAUAUUUUCUUAUGGAAGAUGUCUAAUAACAGGUGCUGUAACACUAUUGUUGGGUUUUACUCUCUGGUGAUAAGUGUACCCAAUAUUUCUAAGGGCAACUAUGUACUGUGAUGUAAAAGUCUGGGCUAAAAUGUACAUAAUUGUGUACAUAAUUGUGUACUUGAUUAUAACUGCUGAUUGUAAAGAUUUAAUAAAAUGUAAAUAUUCUGGUCAA